AUGGAAGAUAGAACCCCACUUAAAGGAAAAUUAUUUAAAAGGAUCCUUUCAUUCCAUGAAGCAAUGCUCGUCAGAAGACGAAUCUAUAAAGAACUUAAGCAAAAAAACCUAUCUGAAGAACUGGAAUAUGAUCUCUACAGAUCCUCUAUUAUUGCUUUACUAUCUACUUUCUCUGCAAUCUAUAUAUUUCGAAAAGAAGGGUUUCUAGGCAAAUUCUUAGCUGGCGGGCUUACAUUUAGCAUAAGUUUUACCACUUUAGAGCUUUUUUAUGAAGAAACCUUUUACUAUCGCCUUGGACUUCAAGACACCCCAGCCGGAAAAAUCAUAAGAAAAAUCUACUUCGAGUCUCUUCCAGGCAGCAAGCCAAUAAAAGCUUUCAGGCAAAAAGAAAAAGAAUACAAAGAAUUCAAUGAAAAUUUUAGGUACAGAGAAGACCCAAUGAAAAAGUUUAUGGAAUAUGCAUUAAAAAACGAUGUAAUUAACGAAAUUAAGUAG
Blepharisma stoltei is the source of this 495-nucleotide messenger RNA. NCBI's taxonomy places the organism in Eukaryota, Ciliophora, Heterotrichea, Heterotrichida, Blepharismidae. The record is from the annotation of a GenBank genome assembly.